AUGGUCAAAUUCAUUGCUAUUCUGGCACUCCUGGCAAGUGUCGCAAUCGCCGCGCCUACUACUAAACUCGCUAGAAUGCAACUGAAGCGAGUCUCUCACGAGGACAGGUCCAAAUACAUGACUGAAGCCUUGUUUGCUGCCUCGUCCGCUGCUUUGAAGCAAAAAUACAUGGGUGCACCCCAAGACAUCACAUCUGAACACGGUCUUCCACUAACCAACUUUAUGAAUGCUCAAGCAAGUUUCUCCUCAUUCACACAUCAUUCGGAGGAAUUCAUUACUCAUUCCAAUGCUUUGUCUUUGAUACUGGUUCCUCGAAUCUUUGGGUCCCUUCCACCCAUUGUAGCAGCAUUGCUUGUUGGUUGCACCGCAGAUUCGAUUCCACCCAGUCUUCAACCUUCAAAGCAAACGUUUGCCAUUCAAUACGGAACAGGUAGCUUGGAAGGAAUCAUCUCAAAUGAUGUGUUGACUAUUGGCGACUUGGAAAUUGAAGAUCAAGACUUUGGUGAAUCCGUCAAAGAGCCUGGUAUUACCUUCGCUGUUGGGAGAUUUGAUGGAAUUCUCGGACUCGGCUUUGACAACAUUGCUGUCCAACGUGUUGUUCCUCCCUUCUACCAAAUGGUCAACCAAAAGUUGGUCGAUUCUCCACUCUUUUCUGUCUGGCUCAAUACUAACGGUGAUGACAAUGGUGGAGAGAUCGUGUUUGGUGGUAUGGACAAGGCCCACUACACGGGAGAAAUUACCUAUGCUCCAGUUACCCGAAAAGGCUAUUGGGAAGUCGAGAUCGAGGACGUUUUGAUGGGUGGCAAGAGUCUUGGAUUUACUACAAAGAAAGCAGCCAUAGAUACAGGCUCUUCUCUUUUCGCAUUACCAACAUCAGAAGCUGACGCCAUCAAUCAGCGAAUUGGUGGCAAGAAGAACCCUCAGGGCCAAUAUAUCGUCGACUGUGCUGCUAUCCCUAGUCUACCAUCAUUGGACAUUCAGUUCGGCGGGACCAAAUUUACUCUUUCUGGCAAGUCUCUAUUUUGA
This is a messenger RNA of Synchytrium microbalum, 1026 nucleotides long. RefSeq lists its product as uncharacterized. Bases 1 to 1026 code for a protein of 341 amino acids. The transcript has 9 exons. The record is from RefSeq and is a predicted model, not a curated record. Gene Ontology annotation, molecular function: aspartic-type endopeptidase activity. Lineage: Eukaryota; Fungi; Chytridiomycota; Chytridiomycetes; Synchytriales; Synchytriaceae. Gene Ontology annotation, biological process: proteolysis.